Molecule: messenger RNA, 2682 nt
Organism: Cyclocybe aegerita
Lineage: Eukaryota; Fungi; Basidiomycota; Agaricomycetes; Agaricales; Hemipholiotaceae
Source: the annotation of a GenBank genome assembly
AUGCUUCAGCCAGGUCCAAAACCAUAUCUUCCUCCGACCUUGAGCGCUGACGACAAGGAUAACUCAUUGUACCUGGAAAGAUUGACAGCAAUUACUGGAAUUUCACGCUCUUCGAUAUCUGCUAUCCUCACGCAGCUGCACGGCCCUUGGUUGCUGCAUUUGGGUCAACGAGAACGGAUUUCGGUCUUAGAAGCCACCGCGAGCAUAUAUGCAUGCCUCGGCUACCAACGGAAGGAAGCAUAUAUCCUUCGAGAGGUGCUUGGGUGCAUACUGGAUCUCAUGGUCUGUGGAAGAGAGGAAGACGGCUAUUCGCAAACGCCUGCUGUACCCCAAAGUGCAGGUCUGGGGAUACAUAACGUGCACCCUGUCGGGGGCGGAUCGACCUGGGGUGCUGUAGGCGUCCGCCUCAGCGAAAGCUCUGCCGGCAAUGAUGGCAUCCUGAAGCUCCUCAAACAUGUCUGUAAGGUUCUAGGCAUUAAUCUGGAGGCAGUGGGACUUGCAGAAGACACAAACACUCGGCAAAUCGAAGACCCUCCCUCUCUCAGCAACUACGACGAAGAUAUCGUAGAGGAACUUCGAGAGCCCUGUGGGUGGCCAGAGCUUCAAGUUGGGGUUGUUCGGGAAGCGGUCGCUGUGGCUGAAGCGCUGCCAGACUUUCCCACUGUCGCUCAAUUUGCGUUAUCGUCUCUCAAGACAUUGCAGAGUGUUCUCUCGCCGGGCGACCAAUAUCAUCUCUAUGCCACUGCUUCAAGAGCUCUCAUGACUGCUCGUCGAAGAGGUGAUCCCACAGCCGUGGAGUACUGGUCUGGUCGACCUAUCGUCAGUAUCUCAAUUGCGCCAUUUCCCUCCAUUCGAAUACCUGUCGAGAAGCCACGCUCUAUCCAGCGUAAAACCGUCGAUCCCAAACCGCUUUUGCAAGGGCUCGCUGACCCGUUUCUGUACAAUCCUCGAAAGGCGGUCACCAGCAAGGGGAAAUCACUUAUUGUGCAAGGUGAAGAGCUGGAGUUCAUCGUCACUCUUCAGAAUCCGUAUAUCUUCGAUCUUGAGCUACAGGAGCUCUCACUUAGUACAUCCGGAGUUCGAUUCGAAUCCCCACCACUGCGGGUAGUGAUACCCGCAAACACCCUCCAUCAGGUAGUUCUCACUGGGAAGGCUCUUGAAGCCGGUAAUUUGACAAUACGCGGCUGCUUCGUACAAGCCCCUGGUGGGAUAGCCCGAGAGUAUAUUCUGCCGUUAUACACCAGUGAUGAAGAGGAACGUAUUGCGAGAAAAAGACGCAUGAUCCAUUCUGAAAGUGGACGUUCGAAGUUUUCUGGUCUAGCUCGCUAUCCGUGGACGAGGACACAGAAACACAAGAGCGUCCAGUCUGCGGAGACGGCAGCGGGCUCUUUCCGAUUUUUGGAAUGCAAGGUUGUGCCAGAGCAACCGCUUCUUCGCAUCCGGCGGACCACCGUCACACAUGGUGCGUUGAUGCUGUACGACGGAGAAAGGUCAACUGUCCGCAUAAAUCUCGAAAAUGUGUCGCCCAUCCCUAUCGACUUCUUGCAUUUCGCUUUCGAGGAUUCGACUAUGGAGCCCGCGCAGAAGGCACUCGCUGAAGGAAAUCUGUCGGUGUUCGAAACCUACGAAACUGAGUACAGCCUUAUUCACAGACCUGUCUUCACCUGGGAGCAGGAUCAGCACAGAUCUGUUGCGCCAAACCAUAAUCUUACAUUGACGCUGAAUUGCUUCGGAAAAGUCGGAUGUACCAAUGGUGCUAUCCACAUUUCUUAUGCUCAUGCUGAAGACCCAAAUCUUAAGGACUCCGGUGUCUUCUACAUGCGCCAGGUAUCCUAUCCGUUGAUGGUCACAGUAUACCACAUGCUCGAGUGCAAUGGAAUGGAUCUUGUACCAUUCCCAUCGUACCCGUCGUCUCAGCGCCGACACAGUGACAACAUACAAAAGAAGAGGUUGCGGUAUCUCGACAUCGAAGAGGACUCUGGGUGGUGCUUGUUCUCAAUCGAAGUACGGAACAGCUAUGGUUCGCCAUUUGAUGUUACACUUGAGAGGACACAAGAUGGCGAAUCAGUCGCUUCAUCGACGACCACCAUACCCCCUGGUUCUGUAUCACGGCUUGUGAUACCAAUCAAGAAGGUUGUGCUCGAUGAGAAGGCCCUCUCACAACCGAUACCAACCUUGUCGGAUCGACAAUUCGUUGUUGCAACCUCAACGCUGUCCAAGAGCGAGGAGAGAACACAGCGUGAAUUGUUCUGGUAUCGCGAGGAACUCUUUAAAUGUAUCAAGGGCCGUUGGCAUGAAAGUGGCGGCACUCGUUCUGGGGAGCUGUCCUUCAGGGCACAGCGAAUGACGAUGCAUAUGCUGGAGACGUUCCGCCUAGAGGUUGCCCGUGUUUCAUUGGUGCUGGAUCUUGAAGACAGCACCCCUGAAAACCAUGGACGAACGGGGGCAAGACAGUACCCCAAAGCGAACGAAUUCGUCCAGCUGAAAGCUCGCGUAGCAAAUCUGACAUCGUCGCCUAUUGUAUUCACUCUGGAUUUAGAGGCGAAUCCCUCUGAAUACCUCAUUUACGAGGGGGUUCUGACUGAUCUGCCCAUUGGACGUCUCCAAAGCGGCGAAUUUCGAGAAAUUGUCACCGAACUAUGCUUCCUGUCAUCUGGACACUUCGAGCUAUCAGCCCAGUGA